Dacryopinax primogenitus is the source of this 1906-nucleotide messenger RNA. Its product is annotated as pyruvate kinase. Gene Ontology annotation, molecular function: pyruvate kinase activity; magnesium ion binding; potassium ion binding. Gene Ontology annotation, cellular component: cytoplasm. Gene Ontology annotation, biological process: glycolytic process. Bases 90 to 1682 code for a protein of 530 amino acids. The transcript is spliced from 10 exons. Lineage: Eukaryota; Fungi; Basidiomycota; Dacrymycetes; Dacrymycetales; Dacrymycetaceae. The record is from RefSeq and is a predicted model, not a curated record.
GCUAGCCUGACACUGAUCCCUCUUCUCUUCACCCAACCACCACCAUCACAUCCUCCCCCUCCAUCCUCACUCUACCUGCUGCAACAAAAAUGUUGUCGGACGGUCUCGUCACCUCUCGGCUGGCAUGGCUCUCGGGCCUGAGCACCUCCAACAUCCCUGAGAUCACGGAGGAGACCAAGUACAGGAGGAAGACCGCAAUUAUUGCUACUAUUGGCCCCAAGACCAACUCGGUCGAGAAGCUGACAGCGCUCAAGAAGGCGGGCAUGAACAUCGUCCGCAUGAACUUUUCGCAUGGUUCCUACGAGUAUCACCAGAGCGUCAUCGACAACACCCGCCAGGUGUACAAGAAUGUUGGCGGUCGUCCCCUUGCUAUCGCGCUCGAUACCAAAGGUCCUGAAAUCCGCACUGGUCUGAUGAAGGGCGACCAGGAUAUUAAGAUCCAGGCCGGACACGAGUUCGUUGUCACGGUUGACCCGAAGUAUGCCGAGGCAUGCGAUGAUAAGUUCAUGUAUGUGGACUACACCAACCUGUCGAAAGUCACCGAACCUGGCAAGCUCAUCUAUGUCGACGAUGGUAUCCUUACCCUCCAAGUCCAGAAGAUCCAGGGCACCUCCGUCUUCGUCAAGUCUGUGAAUAAUGGUACCCUGUCCUCCCGCAAAGGCGUUAACCUCCCGAAGACGCCCGUCGACCUCCCUGCCCUUUCUGCCAAGGACAAGAAGGAUCUGCAGUUCGGUGUCAAGAACGGUGUUGACAUGAUCUUCGCUUCCUUCAUCCGCCGCGCACAGGAUGUGAUCGACAUCCGGGAGACGCUCGGGCCAGACGGCGCAAACAUCAAGAUCGUUGUGAAGAUUGAGAACGAGCAGGGUGUGGAGAACUUCGACGAGAUCUUGGAGGCGACAGACGGUGUCAUGGUCGCUCGUGGCGAUCUUGGUAUCGAGAUCCCGGCGGCACAGGUAUUCCUCGCCCAGAAGAUGAUGAUCGCGAAAUGCAACCGCGCUGGCAAGCCUGUGAUUGUGGCUACGCAGAUGCUUGAGUCCAUGACAUAUAACCCUCGCCCGACCCGUGCUGAGGUUAGUGACGUUGCCAACGCCGUUCUGGAUGGCGCCGACUGCGUCAUGCUCUCUGGUGAGACUGCUAAGGGUAACUACCCAAUUGACGCCGUGACGAUGAUGGCCGACAUCUGCUAUCUUGCGGAGAGCGCGAUUUGCUAUCCUCCCCUGUUUGAUGAACUCCGCGCCAUCACCGCCCGCCCCACUGACACCGUUGAGACGGUUGCUAUUGCUGCUGUGUCCGCCGCGCUCGAGCAGGACGCGAGCGCCAUCCUCGUCCUCUCCACCAGUGGGAACACCGCUCGCCUGAUCGCCAAGUACCGCCCGCACGUACCCAUCAUCACCGUUACGCGCAACGAGCAGACAGCGAGGCAGAUCCACUUGCACCGUGGGUGCUAUCCGUUCUGGUACCCGGAGCCACGCGGGAUCGAGGCUUCCCAGUGGCAGACAGACGUCGACAACCGCAUUCGGUACGGUCUCAAGAACGCCCUCGCCCUCAACGUCAUCAAGGUUGGUACGCCUGUCAUCGCCGUCCAGGGCUGGAAGGGCGGUCUGGGCCACACCAAUACCCUCCGUAUCCUCAAGGUGCCGACUGACCCCGCGGACCUGGAGAUGCAGUCGCUGAGCGGCUGAAGGCUUGUAGACGAGGGAGUGAGCUGCUUUGGCGCUGACGAGGGAGCAGCGCCAAAACCCCCAUGAUUUUCUGUUUGCUAUCCCAUAUGAAAACUGUGUCAUGUCUCGAUAUAAAAGCUCUUAGACCGUCAAGUGAACGAGAAUAUAAUUGUGUCCGCAACAUCUGCGAAAUCCAUGAGAAAUCGUACCCGUUCCACUAUCCUGAUUCACAAAGAGUGAGUUAC